Messenger RNA from Papaver somniferum (opium poppy), 1996 nucleotides. Its product is annotated as beta-fructofuranosidase, insoluble isoenzyme 1-like. The transcript has 7 exons. The record is from RefSeq and is a predicted model, not a curated record. Bases 40 to 1743 code for a protein of 567 amino acids. Gene Ontology annotation, biological process: carbohydrate metabolic process. NCBI's taxonomy places the organism in Eukaryota, Viridiplantae, Streptophyta, Magnoliopsida, Ranunculales, Papaveraceae. Gene Ontology annotation, molecular function: hydrolase activity, hydrolyzing O-glycosyl compounds.
UUCUAUUGUCAGAGUUGAUCCUAAUUAAAAUUUUCAGCUAUGUUUUUAGAAAAUCUUGUUCGUUGCAUUACUGGAUCGUCGUCAGACGGGCUAGGAAUUAACAGAACAGGUUAUCACUUUCAAUCACCAAAAAACUGGAUUAACGACCCAAAUGGACCUAUGUAUUAUAAUGGUAUCUACCAUCUUUUCUACCAGUACAACCCGAAUAGUGCUGAAUGGGGAGAUAUCGUGUGGGCUCAUUCGGUAUCGAAAGAUAUGGUCAAUUGGUUCCACGUCGAUAUUGCAUUGCACCCUACAGAUCCAUUUGAUAUUAAAGGGUGCUGGUCAGGGUCUACCACCAUCCUUCCUGGUAAGGGACCUGUGAUCUUUUACACCGGUGGUGAUUCAGAAAACCGACAAGUUCAGAACAUUGCUGUACCAAAGGAUUUAUCAGAUCCCUUACUUGUGGAAUGGAAAAAGCUGGACCAGAACCCAGUUAUCUCCACUCCAGAUGGCAUUAAACCCGAUAAGUUUCGGGACCCAAGUACUGGAUGGUUAGGUGAAGAUGGGUACUGGAGAGUUAUAAUAGGGAGUGAGAAAAGCAGAUUAGGGAUGGCAUUGUUGUUUAAAAGCAAGGAUUUCUUGACAUGGACACAAUCUGAAAAUACAUUUCACUCUGCUUCAACCGCUUCAGACGAAAACGGUAUGUGGGAAUGCGUAGAUUUUUUCCUCGUGGCAUUGAAAGGGGAAGCAGCAUUAGACACCUCCGCAAGAGGAGACAAUAUUAAGUAUGUAUUUAAGGUGAGCGAUCAAGAUACGUUCUCUGAUUUUUAUACAGGGGGGGAUUAUUUUCUGAACAAUGGUGAGUAUUAUACACCGGAUAACACUGUAGGUGAUCCUUAUUCGCCUGUUACUGCUCUAAGAUUAGAUUAUGGCAAAUUCUAUGCAUCUAAAACAUUCUUCGAUGAGGCAAAAAACAGAAGGAUAUUGUGGGCAUGGGUAAAUGAACCUGAUUCCAAUGCUGAUGCCAUUGAAAGAAGAUGGGCUGGUAUUCAGUCAAUACCGAGGACACUGUGGCUGGAUAAAAAUGAAAAACAGCUCCUGCAAUGGCCCGUUGAGGAACUCGCAACCUUAAGAACAGAUGAAGUUGGAUGCACUAAUGAACCUCUGACCACGGGAAGACCUCUUUUUGAAGUUCAGGGAAUAACAGCUGCACAGGCCGAUAUCGAAGUUACAUUUCGUAUACCAAGUUUAGAAAAUGCAGAAGUUUUUGAUCCUUCAUGGGUUGACGCCCAACAACUCUGUGGUGAAAAAGGUGCUGUUGUUCAAGGUGGCAUUGGACCAUUUGGAUUGUUAACCUUAGCUUCAAAGGAGUUAGAAGAAUACACAGCAGUAUUCUUUAGAGUUUUCAAAGCUCAAGACAAGUAUGUGGUGCUUAUGGGUUCUGGUGGUGACAGGUCAUCCUUAAGAGGAGAAGGACUAAAUAAACCCUCAUAUGGGGCAUUUGUGGAUGUUGAUUUGGUUGAUGGGGAAAUUUCUCUAAGAUGCCUGAUCGAUCACUCAGUGGUGGAAAGCUUCGGUGCCGGAGGAAAAGCUUGUAUCACAACUAGGACUUAUCCGACACUUGCAGUAGGAAAACAAGCCCAUCUAUUUGCAUUCAACUACGGAUCAGAGACUGUUGAGAUUGCAAAACUAAAUGCCUGGACCAUGAAAACUCCUGAAAUGAACCUCAGCGAUGGGGUAACCUUGCUGCGUGCAGCUUAAACAUUACGUCUGCGAGCAUUGGCUUUAGAGUUCUUGAACUCUUGGUUUGGCUAACUUAAGCUGGUUCUGGUAUGGUCGUGAUUGGUGGACUUGUGGUUGUCUUUUUUAUUUUCCCGAGUCUAUUUGGUUUAUGUUGUGUUGGCCCUGUUGGAUAUCUAAGUCUCUUUGUUGGCCUUUGGGGUCUUCCUUUGUUCUUUAUAUUAAGAAUUUGUAUGAUACAUUAACGUCAAUUUGUAAACCUCGAUUAGAUAUU